Molecule: messenger RNA, 1924 nt
Organism: Rana temporaria (common frog)
Lineage: Eukaryota; Metazoa; Chordata; Amphibia; Anura; Ranidae
Gene: AEN
Product: apoptosis enhancing nuclease
Exons: 4
Coding region: 203-1288 (361 amino acids)
Cellular component (GO): nucleus
Molecular function (GO): nucleic acid binding; exonuclease activity
Source: RefSeq, a predicted model, not a curated record
GCUGCGUUCCCUUACUGAGCGUCCACCGUCCAAUCAGAAGAGAGAUAGGCGGUCGCUUGAGCGCAGCAGCCAAUCACAGCUGAGCAGUGUUCGGGACAUGCCCGGGCAAGCUCCGGAGAGAAGCCGGUAUAGAGGAACACGUGUUAUCUGUGCGGAGAGUUCCGGGAACCGGCAGGGCGGCGGGUGACAGCAAUCCUUGAAGAUGGAAGGCAGAGCAGCCCGCAGUUUGUUUUACGGCUUCCGGGGGUCCAGCCACUACUUGAACGCGGCUCAUAAAGACGUCCUAAUGGAGGAGCCCGAAGCUUCUUGUGCCAAAAGCCGUAGGAAGAGCCGGAAACACCAACGCUUCCUGAAGUACAAAGAGUUCCUGCAGCAACGCGGGCGGCUGGGCACGCCGAGAUGUGAGCCCAUACCAGGGAAAGGAGAAGAUUGGUGCUGUGACUGUGAUCGGGACAGCCAUGGUGGGCUACAUGAGGAAGAACCAAACACAGACCUCCUGGAGGACCAGUCUGCUAAACUGGAGAAGAUGAAGUCCAUGCUGUGUUCUCUGCCAGCCUUGGCCUCUGAUUAUUCUACAGCAUGUGACUAUGACAGCGGCUUGUCCGUGUCCGGCAGUUCUCCAUCUAGCAGACCCUCGUCCCCCUGCUCCUGGCUAAAACCUGGCAAGUGUGUUGCCAUUGACUGUGAGAUGGUGGGCACGGGGCCUGGUGGUAGGACCAGUGAGCUGGCCCGGUGUAGUAUUGUUAACUACAGAGGGGACGUUGUCUAUGAUAAAUACAUUAAUCCACAGCUGCCAAUCAGAGACUACAGAACACGCUGGAGUGGGAUCACCAAACACCACAUGAAGAAUGCCAUACCGUUUAAAACUGCACAGAAAGAGAUCUUGAACAUCCUGAAGGAUAAGAGAGUCAUUGGACACGCUCUGAUCAAUGAUUUUAAAGCUCUGAGAUAUCACCAUCCCAAGGAGCAAACCAGAGACACCAGUAAGAUCCCUCUGCUCAUCCAUAUGGCGGGACUGUCCAAUACCCCUUCUUUAAAGAGUCUAGCAUGGUGUCUCCUGCAGAAACAGAUACAGGUGGGUAAUAAGGGCCACUCGUCGGUGGAAGACGCUCAGACAUGCAUGGAGCUGUAUAAAUUGGUGGAGGACCAGUAUGAACAAGACCUUCUUACUGACAUUCAUGAAGCCACUGUGAGCAUUCCGGAGGAGGAGGAGGAGCGCGCUCAGAACAACAACCACUACAUGGAUGAUCAAUACUGGCCAUCAGACUUGAAUGAAGACUGCAAAUAAUUGCCAAAGAUCAGACUGUCACAUCUUCAUCCCACUAUGUCCAUGUUAAUAAUUGUAUUGCUGCUAUUUAAAUAACUUAUUGUGUACUGUUGGUGUUAUCACUUGAACUUCCUGAAAUAGAUUCUGUAGCAGGAGGCAUUGGAAGGGCACAUUCACACCUUUUGCCUUUUUUGAAGCAUGUUUAGCCCAAUGCAUUUUACAUUGGGAGGAACAAAAAAAGAAACCGUAUCAAUUUGUGUAGUGUUUUUAAUGCACUUUACAUUGCACAGCAACGCACAUUGACAUGUAUUUUGAUGUCUCCAUUGAUUCCAAUUGAAACCAUAAAGGUGCGACGCCUUAUUCUCUACCUCGUUGGCCAUUAAGGUUUUUUUCACUUGUUCAAAGUGGAUGACACUCAGACGCCUAAUAAUAUAACAAAAAAAAAAAAAAACAGUUGCUUUAACUUCAGGAAAUUCCAUCUUUAAUAACAGUUUGAUCUCCAGUUGGGUUAACAAAAUAUCUAAGCAGUCUGCGUUAAAACAGUUUUUCUUCUUUAAUAUUAAUGACGGUAAUGGACUGUUUGAUGUAAGAACUGUAUCUGUUGUCACCGGUCACAUCCAAUUGUUUACUGCAGAAUAAACUCCUAAAUCUGAUAAA